CCCCCCGUGUGGAAGGGGGUGUGUACAGCACUGUGCCCUCCAAUGUAAUGCCUAUUGCCUGGCUGUCAUGUCCCUCCUCUGGAUUCAGCGGCGUGAGAGGCAGCGAAGAGCCAUGUAGCGAGUAAUCGCUGUGGAUUUACACCUCCAGAGCUGUGCGCUUAUUCUGUAUAUCUCUGCUGAAACCUGGGGAUCAGCGUGACUGCCAGACAGGGAGCAUUUUCAGUCGGGGGUUGAUCCUUGAACAUCCGAUUCCGAAGCCACAUCUUGUAUUUUUCCCACAACCACAACCAUGAAAUCCGAAGACUUCUCGAAUAACAUCAGCAUCAGCACCGAGCUGUUUAACGGCGUGGGGUACACCGACCUCUCCAAGGACUCCGCGCCGCUGCCCAACAUCCCCGCUCAGCCGCCGGUGGACAGACCCCCGACCAAAGCCGCGGGCUGGAAGAGGAAAUGCGCAAGCUACGUCCUCGCCCUCCGCCCCUGGAGCUUCAGCGCCUCCCUCACCCCCGUGGCCCUGGGCAGCGCCUUGGCGUACCGGUCCGAAGGCUCGCUGGACUUUUUCGUGCUCCUGGCCUGCGCCGUGGCGGUCCUGGCCGUCCACGGGGCCGGGAAUUUGGUCAACACUUACUACGACUUCAGUAAAGGCAUCGACCACAAGAAGAGCGACGACAGGACUUUGGUGGACCAGAUUUUGGAGCCGCAGGACGUGGUGCGGUUCGGCAUGGUGCUGUACACGCUCGGGUGUGUGAGCGCCGCGUGUCUCUACUUCCUGUCCACGCUCAAGUUGGAGCACAUGGCCCUGAUAUAUUUUGGGGGCCUAUCUGGGUCUUUCCUCUAUACUGGAGGAAUCGGAUUCAAGUACGUGGCUCUAGGCGACUUGGUGAUCCUCAUCACCUUCGGACCCUUGGCGGUCAUGUUCGCCCACGCAGUCCAGGUCGGGUAUCUCUCGGUCACCCCCUUGCUGUAUGCCGUGCCGUUGGCAUUGAACACGGAAGCCAUCCUUCACAGCAACAACACCCGGGACAUGGAGUCAGACAGGCAGGCUGGUAUUGUCACCAUGGCCAUCCUCAUCGGACCAACCCUUUCCUACGUACUAUACAACCUGCUGGUCUUCUGCCCGUAUGUCAUCUUCUGCAUCCUGGCCACCCGUUACACCAUCAGCAUGGCCCUGCCGCUUCUCACCAUCCCAUUGGCAUUUUCCUUGGAGCGCCAAUUCAGGAGCCAAAACUUCGCUGGCAUCCCCCAGAAAACAGCCAAGCUCAACCUGUUUGUUGGACUUUUCUACUUGUUCGGUAUUUUGGUGGCACCCGCCGGAUCGCUUCCAAAACUCUAGUGGACAUUCAGUGACUUGCAUCGCACUGUAGUACAUUCUUCUUCACAAAGUUGCACUAAUUGCGUGUUUUGGGUUCUUGUGGCAGAUCGUAUCAUGUCUUACAGAGAGAAAAACUUGUCAUGGAAGAGUCACUCCAUCCAAGAAUUACUAAUAAAAAAAAAAAAAGGGGGAUGUAAAGCCGGUAUAAAUUUGUACUUCAUGUGAACGCCUUACACACCAAAAAACACACAUAUGGCAUUUUUUUCCCC
Rana temporaria (common frog) is the source of this 1581-nucleotide messenger RNA. It is a transcript of the gene UBIAD1, whose product is annotated as UbiA prenyltransferase domain containing 1. Bases 290 to 1333 code for a protein of 347 amino acids. Gene Ontology annotation, biological process: vitamin K biosynthetic process; menaquinone biosynthetic process. Gene Ontology annotation, molecular function: prenyltransferase activity. NCBI's taxonomy places the organism in Eukaryota, Metazoa, Chordata, Amphibia, Anura, Ranidae. Gene Ontology annotation, cellular component: endoplasmic reticulum; Golgi membrane. The record is from RefSeq and is a predicted model, not a curated record. The transcript has 3 exons.